CAUCUGGAGAAAAGGAAUUCGUUUCAAAACAGUUAAGGGCAUCGUCUACGGCCCGCAAGUAGAUCCAGAGCUGGAGCGCAAACAUCGACAUCGCUUCGCGAAGAUGAUCAACUACACGCCAACGGAGUUCGAUGCGAUUCGUGGCGAUGCACACGUCAGGUGGAUGAUCGAGGAUGGAUUAGCA
This is a messenger RNA of Amoebophrya sp. A25, 184 nucleotides long. NCBI's taxonomy places the organism in Eukaryota, Dinophyceae, Syndiniales, Amoebophryaceae. The record is from the annotation of a GenBank genome assembly.